This is a messenger RNA of Jatropha curcas, 3025 nucleotides long. Its product is annotated as Translation initiation factor 2, small GTP-binding protein. Lineage: Eukaryota; Viridiplantae; Streptophyta; Magnoliopsida; Malpighiales; Euphorbiaceae. The record is from RefSeq and is a predicted model, not a curated record. Gene Ontology annotation, molecular function: GTPase activity; translation initiation factor activity; GTP binding. Gene Ontology annotation, biological process: translational initiation. Gene Ontology annotation, cellular component: cytoplasm.
UGUCUUUCUCUUUCCUUUGUUUCGAUUUUCAAUUUGGCAAAUCACACCCGUACAAACUAGAUCAAUCUCACACUCUUCCUCUUCUUUUCACUGUCUUUUGCUUGUCGCCUUUCAGAUUAUUCAGUUGUCUGCUGGAUUUUUCUGUUUGAUUUAAUCAGAAAAAGCCUUCAAUUUUGGAUGUUUUUGAAAUCUUCUGGUUGUGCUGUUAUUAUUGAACAAUUGAUUUGGGCCAAAUAAACCCUAAACUUCCGUUUGGGCCAAGUUGUACAAAUACUACUUUUUUAAAGCCUGAUUAGCCCAAUACAGCAAUACCAUUACCCAGUACCGACAUAGGCCUAAAACUUUGUGCCCCUCUCUCUCCUUCUCUCAUCGCUGCAAUUUUCUCAGUUCAAGAAGCAGGAAGAGGCUUGGCCAACCUUAAUUCAUAAGGAAUACAAACCUUAGUUAUAUUUAUAAGGGUUCGCACUCGCCUAUGAAUUCCACCGCUUUAUCGGAGUAAUUGAUUGAGUUUUAAGAGGCAUAUGAAUGGCUUGGAGAGCAGCUUGGAAAAGGGGUGUUCAUGUUGGUCCUAUUAGAGCUUGGACUUCAACAUCACUAGGGCGUACAGUAGAUUUAAGUAAUCUUGAGGUUGCAGUAAAAGCAGUUUCUUCAGUCAAAGAGCUACCUGAUUUUCAUUUCCGCUCAUUUUUAUGGGCUAAGCACAUUUUCUCUACAAAAGAGUCCUUUACAAGAUGCUUUCAUGCCACUCCAGAACUAUUGGCUAGAAGAAGAAAUAAUGAUGAGGCAGUUGGUCUGAAGAUCCAGACUAAAGGAAAGUUUAAGAAAAAGGACAGAAGCAAGACCCAGCCACCUGUCGAAGCUCCAUAUGUGCCUCCUAAACUUAAAAGAAGUGCCAAGUCUUUGCAAGAUAAAACAGUUGACAUAUUUGAAGGCAUGACUGUUGUUGAGCUCUCUAAGCGCACCGGUGAGUCCAUUGCCACCUUGCAGGACAUUCUGGUUAAUGUCGGGGAAAAGGCUGGCUCAGAAUUUGAUGCCCUCACCAUUGAUGUUUCAGAGUUGGUGGCCAUGGAAGUUGGGGUUAAUGUGAGGAGACAACACUCCAAUGAAGGUGUAGAAAUUCUUCCACGUCCUCCUGUUGUGACAGUCAUGGGUCAUGUUGACCAUGGUAAAACUUCACUUUUAGAUGCUUUGCGUCAAACAUCAGUGGCAGCCAAGGAAGCUGGAGGCAUAACUCAGCAUCUAGGUGCUUUUGUUGUGAGCAUGCCAUCAGGGUCAUCAAUUACAUUCCUUGACACUCCUGGUCAUGCUGCAUUUAGUGCAAUGCGAGCACGUGGUGCUGCAGUGACAGAUUUAGUUGUGCUUGUUGUAGCUGCUGAUGAUGGGGUGAUGCCUCAAACUCUUGAAGCCAUGUCCCAUGCAAAAGCAGCUAAUGUACCAAUUGUAGUUGCAAUUAAUAAAUGUGACAAACCAGCAGCCAAUCCGGAGAGAGUUAAAAUCCAGCUUGCAUCAGAGGGCUUGCAGCUGGAGGAGAUGGGUGGGGAUGUUCAGGUUAUUGAAGUUUCGGCUAUUACAAAAACUGGAUUGGAUGACUUGGAGGACGCUUUACUUCUUCAGGCAGAGCUCAUGGAUCUAAAAGCACGUGUUGAUGGCCCUGCUCAAGCUUAUGUAGUCGAGGCAAGACUUGACAAAGGACGUGGUCCAUUAGCUACUGCAAUAGUGAAGGCAGGAACUUUGGUUUGUGGGCAGCAUGUGGUUGUUGGUUCAGAGUGGGGUAGAAUAAGGGCUAUCAGGGAUACAGCGGGCAAGUUAACUGAUAGGGCUAGACCUUCAAUGCCAGUUGAGAUUGAAGGUCUUAAGGGGCUUCCUAGGGCUGGUGAUGACAUUGUUGUUGUUGAGUCUGAGGAGCGAGCUCGAAUGCUUAGUGCAGGGAGAAAAAGGAAAUUUGAGAAAGACAGGCUUAGGCAGAUGAUUGAUGAAAGGACAGAAAACACAGAAGAACCAUUGGACGACAUGCCUGUGCCUGAAAGGGUCGAAAUGCCAAUGAUUGUAAAAGGAGAUGUGCAGGGAACUGUCCAAGCUGUCACAGAUGCACUGAAGACAUUGAACAGUCCCCAGGUAUUUGUUAAUGUAGUCCACGUUGGUGUUGGGCCUAUUUCUCAGUCUGAUGUGGACUUGGCACAAGCCUGUGGUGCAUGUAUAGUUGGAUUCAACGUAAAGACUCCAUCUGCUGCUAUCAGUUUGGCUGCAACUCAAGCUAAGAUACGGAUAAUGCAACACCGUGUGAUCUAUCACCUUUUGGAGGAAGUUGGCAACUUAAUAGUGGAUAAGGCCCCUGGAACUUGUGAGAUCCAGGUAGCUGGGGAGGCUGAAGUACUUAAUAUCUUUGAGCUUAAAGGGAGGAGCAGGUCUGUCGGAGAUGAUGUGAAGAUUGCUGGCUGCAGGGUUAUAGAUGGCUUUGUUGCUAAAUCAGCAAUCAUGAGACUCCUGAGGAGUGGGGAAGUGGUGUUCGAAGGAUCUUGCACGUCUCUAAAGCGGGAGAAGCAAGACGUGGAGAGAGUAGGGAAGGGAAAUGAAUGUGGACUUGUAAUCGGCAAUUGUGAUGAUUUCCAGAUCGGAGACGUCAUCCAGUGCUUGGAGCAAGUGGUUAGGAAGCCAAAGUUCAUUUCAUCGCAAAGCGGUGCUGUUCGAAUUGAGUGCUGAUAGUGCUGCAUUUAUUCCUGCAUUUUGUUGAGGUCAAAUGAAUCCUUUCCUCAUAAGCAGGAUCAAACAUAAUUUUGCUCAAUUUUGUAAGCUGUGAGAAUUCCAAGUUGGGAAUUGACAUAAAUUUUGUUGUACAUUUAGGCACUUAGUAAUUAUAGAACCAAGCCAACUGGGAUAUAUCUAGUUAGCUACUUCAUUCUUUAUGCACAGCAUGUGAUAAAUGACACAAUGCUUAGUUUUGUGCAAUACACUUCGAUUGCUUUUCUUAGGUUGUACAAUUUUCAUAAGUGCCUUUUAUGCAUUGGCAAAGACUAUUAAUUUUAAA